This is a messenger RNA of Drosophila rhopaloa, 1265 nucleotides long. RefSeq lists its product as uncharacterized. The transcript has 2 exons. The record is from RefSeq and is a predicted model, not a curated record. Lineage: Eukaryota; Metazoa; Arthropoda; Insecta; Diptera; Drosophilidae. Bases 37 to 876 code for a protein of 279 amino acids.
UCAAACGGACUUUGAUUGUGUUUAAACUUGUGAAAUAUGUGUGAGCCCAAGUCAAAUUUUGUGUCACAUGAUCUCGUGCACAAUCUGAAGUGUACCAAACGUGGUCCAAGGAUAAGGCACGACAUGAGAAAGACGAGAACUUGGCCGGGAGCCCGUUUUAUGUGCGUUUGCAAGGACGGGGAUCUGAAUACGGCUGCCUAUUGUUUGGCGGAGUUUAUGCACGAGCCAUUCCAGCCCUUCCCCAUGGCCACGGUGGCAGUGCAUCAUUCGAUCAAGGAGGAGUUCAUUGAGAUGCUGCGCAGUCGCUUCCGGCAGCUGAAACCGCAUGUGGCCAAUCAUCCGAAUUAUUUGCGAGCCGUCGAGGAGCUGAAAUACGGACCACGACGGGUGAAAUAUGUUCUGGCCGAUCCGGCCGAUGCUCCGCCCUGUGCCAGUCCCAUUUUGCUCACGGAUGAUGUUACCCAUUUGUUCUUCCCGAGUGGACCUUCGGGGACCACAACUAUGCAUUCCUUUCAAACGAUGCAGCAGGUGGCGCAUAUCUUUGGCAAGGAGACCCCAAAGUUCGAUGCGGUUUAUUUCUUUGACGAGGGCAUUUCGAGUGUCUAUAUUUUGGCCGAACUCAUCAAGUGUGUGCAGUUCUUUGUGAACUGCAUGGAUGCCUGUCUAAUGGAGAUAAUGACGUACUAUAUGGAGCACAUGCCCAUGGUGAUCUACAAGCGGGGCUAUCACUACGAGACCCUCGAGCUUGGCAAUCAGUGGAAGAUCAUCGUCUUUCCCUAUAGCACUACUAUUUUGAGGCAGUGUUGCUGCCCCACUGGCCAAUGUCGCUGCUAUGCCACCCAUUCGGCCUGCUGCGAGGACCAUUUGCACACUUAGAGGAGGAGGAAGUCAGACCAUCCCGCUGAUAAUUUCGACUUGGAACUCCAUCUUGGCAAAGUGAAUCCCAACUUCCUACGUCUGUUCUUCGACUGCCGUCGUCGCCCCAGAAAUCCGCAGUUCCAAUGACUAGUUUGCGACUGGCAACACAUGUGAGCCAUCAUUUUCGCGGUACUUGCCUCUUGAAUUGCUAGUAAAGUGGUCAUUGGCUAUGAAUGAUUAAUAUUUAUACGAUUGGGAACUGAAAAUUCAUGGCUUCUAAGAUAACCAGAAGGUACUGGGUGACAAUAAAACGGUCAUGUUUUCACCAUCAAACUACAUUAUUUUAAUUGAAAUUUAAAGUAGUUAUGUAUACUUUUCAUUUAUAAUAAAACUUUCAAACAAAUUAA